GAAUCAAGUGAUAAUAUACCUGCUGCGCAUACAAAGGGGUAACUUGAAAAGGUGCGCUUGUUAUGUUAAACCAUCACAAAUAUGGCAACAAAAGGGCAGUUUGGUAGAGAAAAGAACUUGAAGACCACAUCAAGUCGCGAAGGACGGCAAAGGGGAAAUUUUCAACCAGCACAAUUUGUGCCAGUGCCAAAGGCGAACCUCUCAGCAGCCAGUGGAAAUAUUGACGGAAAAUUUGAAGAUAGAAUCAGAGUUGUGAAGAAUGAUAAGAUCCGAAGGCAGGGAGAACCUCGGAAUGUAGAAGGGGAUGCAACCUUGAAGAGCUCAAAACCAUGGCCUGCACGAAAGACUGCUACUGUUGAUGAACUUGUCAAGCAUAUGUCCAAAGUUCCUUCAUAUUUACAGCGUAAAGAGACGGCUGACCAUCUUCAGGACAAGGCACUGAAUGUUGGGGUUCUUGAGUGGGGCCUUCUUGCAAGGUGGUCUCAUGAACAAAAGCAUGAGCUCUCUAGCAGCCAUGGGGCCUCUCCAUCUGAUACCAGUAGAUCUGCUCUCUUCUCUUCUCCAUCUAAUUCUUCUGCAAGCCCAAGCAGUAAAUCUCUUGAUAGCAAUCAAUCUCCUCCACUGAAUGACCAUCAGCAUUGUUCUAUGAGGUCUCAUCAAGGUAGUCCUCUGGACAAACACCAUGAGAAGGCCAAUUCACCUAGCCCGAAUUCGGCAGUGCUGAGCUUGUUGCCAGGACAUGGUAAGUAUCCGUGUGCAGAGAACAGUGGUGACUAUAGGGGCUUAAAUCUCAGCAAAUUGUGUCUACCACCAGAAUCUAUGACCGCUGCCUAUGGGAGUUGCACGCCACAUGAAAUGGUUGAUGAUGAAGAUACUGCAAGGAAGAUAGAGGAUGUUGUUCAUCACUGUUCGCGCCGGCUUUUUGCAGAUGAUGACAACAUUGGGCGAAAUUUCUUCACAUCCCAUGACAAUGAUUCCACCCAUGUGAUAGAAACAGAAAGAAAUGGCAGUAGGUCACCUGUUGGUUUCUUUGAGGAUAUUGGCCAGUCACCUGAAUUUCCUCAAAUUCCACACUCCUGUCCACUCCCCAUCAUGGAUUCAGCUGAAGAGCCUGCCACCAGUACCACUACUGCUAGAGUUGAUUUUGUCAGUGCAGCUGUAACAAGAGGUGAAAACUGUAACCGACACAAAUCUGCCACUAGUGUCGCUAAGAAACCACCUCAAAUUAGCUCAAAGUUCAGUGAUAUGGAUGUGUUGCCUGAUCGUCAUUUUGUUUCUGGCCUGAAUAGAGUGAGCCGAUGCUCUAGCCUGAAGGAAGCACCAUCUCCUCGACGGCCUGACACUUCCGUGGAUAAGAUUGACGAGGACAAACGAUCAAGCAGCAAAGGUAGGCGCAGUCCAUUGAGGAGAAUGUUAGAUCCAUUAUUAAAGUCUAGGCAAACAUCCACUUCUGUGCCCGUUCAACCUUCAUUUGUUCCAAAGUGUCAUCUGCCAAGCAAUACCAAUAAGCAGUCUCUUAUCUUGGAAGGAUCUGGGUCACAAAAUGUGCAUCGCAGGUCAGUUGAUGCAGUAGUCAGUUCAAAUAACCAUGCUGAAGCAAACAUAAACCAGCCUCCUCGUGUGUUAUUGAACUGCGAGAGGUACCUCCAACAAGAAAGGGAUUCAAGAACAACAAGGCAAGCGCUUCUGCAGCUAGCAUGGAAAAAUGGCCUACCUCUGUUCAUGCUUUCUUUUGGUGAUUCUGAUAUCCUGGCGGCCACUGUGAGAAGGAAAAGCAUCUCUGAUAAGGAGGAUCUAGAAAGUGCAUAUACUUUAUUCACUGUUGAAGAGCCCAAGAAAAAAAGUGGAGCUUGGAUCACAACGGCUAAUAAGAACAAGAAACAUCAACUGGUAUCCAGCAUUGUUGGGGAAUUGAAGAUCUCACGCCGAAAAUCAAGAUGCUCCCACACAAAAGAUUUUCAUGUUCACAGGGAAUUUGUGCUGGUUGGUUCUGAAUUGCUACCGACACCUGUGGAAUCAGGUGAUUCACACAUUAGCAGAGAGAUUGGGGCUUUUAUCAGCACUGUGCCUCAGAUAUCAGAAACUCGUCAUCGAAGUAGUUCAGCACCAAUUGGCUGCUCUUGCCCUCCUCUGGGAAACUUCCACGCUAACAUGACAAGUACUAAUUCUGCCCCAGCCAGUGUUAUUGCCAUACUACCUAAUGGCUUUCACGGCACACCAACUUCAGGGCAACUUUUACCGCUGAUGGAGAGGUGGAGAUCAGGAGGCUCAUGCGACUGUGGUGGGUGGGAUGAAGGUUGCAUGCUGAGUGUCCUCACUGACAACACCCAAGAAUACAAAGGUUCUAUGCCUAUUCAGGAGAACCAGACACAGGAUGGCAGUCAUCGGUUUGACUUGCUUACUCAGGGUCGCUCGUGGGAAGAUCGACAUGCCUUCAGCAUGGUUUCAUUUAAAGAAGGGUUGUACGCAGUCGAAUUCAGUUCAUCCAUUGCUUUACUUCAGGCUUUUGCGAUGUGUAUAGUGAUGCUUCACGGCAGGUGCCCUGUGAGGCCGCAGGCCGAUAUGCCUGCGGCGCAAGAACAUACAUUGCUUGCAGAUCAAAAGCUCAAGGCUAUGGCAGCCAGCCAAGGUAGAGCUCGGCCCAGUUAUGUGCCACACCAGCCCCCUUUAUCUCCUGUAGGGCGAGCCUAACUCCUUGCAUGAUAAAAUUGUUUUUCUUUUACUUUCUCUCUUGUAAUUUGAGUAGUGCUGUUGGGCCAGUAUAUAAUGGUCCUUGUGAGAUCCACACAUCGCGAAGUAAUGAAUCUUAUGCAACUGGCUUUAGGGGUAGCUAGCUAUCUGUACAUGUAAAUGUGACUAUGUGAUGCUGCUGCAAGGCUCAUCUCAGUGCUUAUUUA
Lolium rigidum is the source of this 2897-nucleotide messenger RNA. RefSeq lists its product as uncharacterized. NCBI's taxonomy places the organism in Eukaryota, Viridiplantae, Streptophyta, Magnoliopsida, Poales, Poaceae. The record is from RefSeq and is a predicted model, not a curated record. Bases 82 to 2691 code for a protein of 869 amino acids. The transcript has 2 exons.